AUGCUGGGCAACACUCCAGGCGGGAACACAGGAAGUGGAGAAAAACGGCUUGAGAUCCUGCGUGGGGGAGCCGGGAGGCGGGAGCAGCACCAUGGGGGCGGUGAGAGAGUGGUUGAACAACUGCUGGAGUCGCGCAAGUUGAUUCUCGUGAUCGUGGCCAUUGCUCGCCUUGAUAACAUGCUCCUUACCACAGUCGUGCCAAUUAUACCCAAGUACUUAUACAUGUUACGUCACCCCAACGCCACCGAAACUACCAUCAUCGAGACCACCACAACUACCCUAACUACCACAACUACGCCCCUACAAUCCCCACUCCUUAACAAUGGUGUGUGCGUGCCGUGUCCUCCGUGUGCGUCAGGGGGGGAGACUGGCCCUCCUGAAUUCACCUCUUUGGAACCCCAGGCACCGACACCCCCCCUGUGCCUCCUGGCUUCCCUCCUGAAAAGGUUCGCCAGGAGGGAGGAAGGAAAAGGAGGAGGGAAGGAAGAGAAGGAGAAAGAGGAGGAGGAGGAACCCGUAAGACGUACUUUGUCUGGGAUGAACCACGAUGACCUGGUGAGCGAGAACGUGGAGGUGGGAUUGCUGUUCUGCUCCAAGGCCGUAGUUCAACUUAUCACCAACCCCUUCAUCGGACUCCUCACACACAGGAUCGGCUACAGUCUACCCAUGUUUGCAGGCUUCGUCAUCAUGUUCAUCUCGACGCUGAUCUUCGCCUUCGGCAGUAGUUACCUGGUGCUCUUCAUCGCCCGCGCCGUACAGGGUAUUGGCUCCUCCUGCUCUUCCGUGUCUGGUAUGGGCAUGUUAGCUGAGCGUUAUCCUGACGACAAGGAGCGAGGGAACGCCAUGGGGAUCGCUCUAGGAGGUCUUGCCCUUGGCGUGCUCAUUGGUCCGCCCUUUGGAGGAGUCAUGUUCCAAUUUGUGGGCAAGACGGCGCCCUUCUUAAUCCUGGCUGUCCUGGCCUUGGGUGACGGAUUGCUUCAGCUGCUGGUGUUGCAACCUGCCGUGAUGAAGCAAGAGGAAGAAGCACCAACCCUGGGAGAACUAGUGAGCGACCCUUACAUCGUCAUCGCUGCCGGAGCCAUCACCUUCGCUAACAUGGGUAUCGGAAUGCUUGAACCAUCUCUACCCCUCUGGAUGAUGGAUACUAUGGGAGCUCCUGAGUGGCAGCUGGGGGCCGCCUUCCUUCCUGCCUCCAUCUCUUAUCUGAUCGGCACCAACCUCUUCGGUCCACUCGGUCACCUGAUGGGCCGAUGGCUAGCCGCCCUGAUCGGCCUUUUUAUCAUCGGCAUCUGUCUUAUGUUUAUCCCCAGCGCCACCACCAUCAACCACCUGAUCGCCCCCAACGCUGGUCUAGGAUUCGCUAUCGGUAUGGUGGACUCGUCAAUGAUGCCUGCUGGCUACCUAGUAGAUCUCCGUCACUCGGCUGUCUAUGGCUCUGUCUAUUCUAUCGGUGACGUCGCCUUCUGUCUCGGCUUUGCUAUCGGCCCCGCACUCUCAGGCACAUUGGUUCAGGCAGUCGGCUUCAACUGGAUGCUGUACGGGAUUGCUAUCAUUAACUUCCUAUAUGCCCCGUUCAUGUACUGCCUUAAAUCACCUCCGGCCAAGAACGCUGAACGUCAGAAUCUGAUCUACGGCGAGAAAUCUUCAGUUCGCUACGUGACUUAUAAAAAUGAAGAUGAGGAGGAAAACUGACCCCAAAUGAGCACUUUUCGCCAGAGUGGAGGAAGCCCUGAGCCGUCACAGAAAACGGGAGAUAUUUCCACGGCGGCGAGAAGUAAUCCCUUUAGAGAUACAACAUUAUGUGAGUGAUGGUAACCUGUGAGAUAGAUAGAGAGAUAUAAAUUAUGUGAGUGAGGAGAGUGGUUUUACGUGAGGCAGUCAGUGUUUAGUCGUCUACCAGAAUUAGCCCUGAGACGCGUGGACAGUCGAUGAUUGCUGGAUGAACUGAAGAAAAAAAACGCAUCUGCCUAGUGAUAUAUGGGCUCAGGGCGAUGACGUAUUAUUUUUUGAAGGAGUAAGGAAGAAGGAUCUCAGACUACAGGACCAACGGAGACUCUCAGGGCGGUGAAGGGAUCAAAGAGUCACUAACCACCUGCACGUAGAUGCCGAAAGCGUUCUCUGGUUGGCCGAGUCAGUUGCUCUUUAGAAUGAUAAGUAUAAAUCCAAUUCAUAUAACUUUUUAAAAGAAUUAUAUAUUCCAAGUUGAGACUGCGGGCUUACAGGAGUUACGACGGCGUCCAGAUAUUUUACAUGUUUGAAGAAUGGCGAGAGGCAACAACAUAAUGUGACGCAGGAAGAUGUUGGAGUGUGGAUGUUGUAUGUGAGGGAUGUAGGUGGCUGUGUGGCGGAGCAACAUCAGCUACAGUGGCGGGGAGCAGCGACGCCACCGAUUGGCUGGUGGUGUAAGACAAUGCCACACAGAUUCAACCUAACCUAAACGAGAAAUACAGCCUGACCUCUGUGCCACACGCUGGUCUAAGUAUGACCCUCACACUGAGCGUCUAAAGUGCAGAUUUUGGUCAGACUUUCUUUAUGAAUACGGCGGGAGUGAGGGCUGGCUACUGCUCUGGCCACCCCCCCCGACCUGCCGACACCCGACUCUACUAUACUAUACUAUAUUGUACUAACAUAGGCACCUUCAACACAUCUUUUCUCAAUCGUGAUUCUUGUGUAUGUAAGUGAGAAGCAUAAUUGUACCAAAGAAAAAAAAUCCGACACAAUGAUAAGUUUAUUUUUAUGUAACUUAAAACAACGACAAGAAACACAUUUUGCUGUACAGUAUAUAGAAAAAAACAAAUAUAUCUCGUACCUUGAGGCAGGGUACACACGCCCACGCCCACGCCCACGCCCACGCCCACACCUGUUAACCCUAUGCCCAGGUUGGUCUGGGCACAAUCUCGAUAAUGACAUAACCUCCUUCCCGGUGAGACAUAUUCACAACAUAAACAGUGCGUUGCAUUUCCCGUUCGCAUAGGAUCAAUCCGGAUUUCUAAAUUUUGGUGAUCGAAGAACGUAAACAAUACCAAUAAAUGAUGCAAAUAACCAUUCUAAAAUAAUAUAACGUAAUAAUGAUGACGAUGGUGAUAAUGGUGAUCAAAUGAUAAUGAAAAAAACUCACUAAUUCAUUUAAUGAUAAUAAUAACAAUUGUUAGAUAUUAAAGUGAAUGUCUUCCAUGUGUGUAGUUAAGAGAGGGGGAGAGGGGGGAGAG
This is a messenger RNA of Homarus americanus (American lobster), 3209 nucleotides long. Its product is annotated as synaptic vesicular amine transporter-like. The record is from RefSeq and is a predicted model, not a curated record. Gene Ontology annotation, molecular function: serotonin:sodium:chloride symporter activity. Lineage: Eukaryota; Metazoa; Arthropoda; Malacostraca; Decapoda; Nephropidae. Gene Ontology annotation, cellular component: synaptic vesicle membrane; terminal bouton. Gene Ontology annotation, biological process: transmembrane transport; aminergic neurotransmitter loading into synaptic vesicle.